AUGGAUGUUAAAGAGGUUGCUGAUUUCAAGUGGGAUGAGGAGCAAGAAGAUUCCAUAGCAUAUCUCUCCAAACAAAAGUUGGUCGUAUUACGUGGGAAAGAGGCAGAAGAAGGAAUUGCCUGUGAAGGGUACAUCUGCUCUUUUCGUGGUUUGGUUGUUCGCACUGUACUUUUAGACAGUUUCCUCCUCCACAACUCAACCGCAGACAAAAAAUUUAUUAUCGAUUCAGAGAUAAAGUCACUCCGAGACGCGAAACAGCUACUGGAACGUCUGAAAAUUGAAGAAGCGGUAGAAUUCAUCGAAAAGAAUCCGCAUCCAAAAUUAUGGAGUCUGCUUGCCGAAGUUGCUCUUUUGCGUCUGGACAUUCCGACAGCGGAGUAUGCCUAU
Messenger RNA from Ostertagia ostertagi, 387 nucleotides. The record is from the annotation of a GenBank genome assembly. NCBI's taxonomy places the organism in Eukaryota, Metazoa, Nematoda, Chromadorea, Rhabditida, Trichostrongylidae.